AUGAUCCCUUCCAACACAAUUUGCGUUUCUCAAGAGGGCCCCGCUAACGCUCUAGCAUUGAACAAGGACUGCACACAAGUGGUCAUCGCUGGGAGAAAUGUAUUCAAAGUAUUUUCUAUCGGCGAAGAAGAGUUCUCAGAAGUGUGUAAUUUAAGAGUAGGAAAAAAUUUAAAUCUUAAUUUCUCUUCUAUUGAUGUCGCUUGGAGUGCUAUCGAAGAAAACACUCUAGCAACGGCGGCAACAAACGGUGCAGUGGUUGUGUGGAACCUUGGUAGGUCUGGCCGGUCAAAGCAGGAGCACGUCUUUUCUGAUCAUAAGAGAACUGUCAAUAAGGUUAGCUUCCACUUGACGGAGCCAUCCCUGUUAAUUUCUGGUUCCCAAGAUGGGACUAUGAAAUGCUUUGAUCUUCGGAUGAAAGAAGUAGCAAGGACAUUUAUUAGCAAUACCGAAUCAAUUCGCGAUGUCCAAUUUAGUCCGCACACGGCCCACCUAUUCGCCGCCGUGUCCGAGAACGGGACGGUCCAGCUGUGGGACGCCAGACGCCACGACAGGGCCUCGCAUCACUUUACGGCGCACUCAGGCCCAGUGUUUGCUUGCGACUGGCACCCCGAGGUCCCAUGGCUCGCCACAGCGUCGCGAGAUAAGACGAUUAAGGUCUGGGACAUUCACGCGAAGCCCAACCUGGAACACACAAUUUAUACGAUAGCCUCCGUCGGACACGUCAAGUGGAGGCCACAAAGGAAGUACCAGGUCGCGUCGUGCGCGCUUGUACUGGACUGCGCCGUGCACGUGUGGGACGUGCGACGGCCCAACGUGCCUCUGGCCACGUUCGCCGAGCACCGCGACGUCACCACGGCCAUCGCCUGGCAGGCCUCGCCUCAUGUGUUCCUCUCCACGAGCCGGGAUUGCAGCUUGUACCGGCACAAGUUUAGCGAAGCGGCCCACCCUGUCCUGUGGGCUAGCCCGCACGGCGUGAGCGUAUCUGCGCGUGGGCACGUGGCCCACGCCGUGCCCGACACCCCGCUACCCGCCCGCCCUCUCUCUGCGCCCGCUCAUCCACGCCCUCAUCACCCGCACCACGUGCCUUUGCCUCGGAAGCAGCCGACCGCGGGCUCGUUGAGCGGCAGCGCGCAGGCGGCGUUCGAGCGGCUGUUCCCGAUAGGCGCGGCCAGCACGCUGAGCCGUCACUGCCCCAUCUCGCAGGAGGAGCCCGUGCUAGCGUGCGCCGAGGGCUACCGCUUCCACGGCGACCCACCACACUUGCUAGCGCACCACAAUGCCGCGGUCGCCUCGCGCUGCGAUAGGCAUAUGGUGGCGCACGUGUGGAACGUUGUGGGCGCGGUGUAUGCGGCGAGGACGCCCCCCGACCCUGCUCGCGCUCCUCCCCCGCCUUCCGAGCCGCCGCUGCGAGCCGAUCCCGCGCCGCCUAUACCCAACUACAACGCGGUGGAAGAGGAGACGGAGGAAGAGAGCGAGGAGUGGGAGAGCCGCACGCACAAGCACAGCGGGGUCCUCGGCCUGCCCACGCACACCAUCUACAUUCCCCCGCACAAAUUCGCCAAACGGGACACCGAAAACGGCUGGGUGUCGGCAGCGUCGGCGCACUACGUGGACGUGGAGGCGGCGGACUGGACUCUGCCGGACGAGGCGUUCCAGCUGCGCACGCACCUCCACCAGCAUCCACCCUCGCACAGCAACGUCGAUGACCACGACAACGAUGCCAACGACACAGCAAACUCAAGCGGGCACAUGAACGGGCACGGGGUCGCACCCGGCUCCCCGGGGGGAUCCACGGGGUCGAGCUCUCACCCGUCCCACCCAUCAGGGGGUGUGCCGGGUGUGGCUCACGCCGGCUCCUCUCCGACUCUACAGCGGUCCAACAGUCAGACCACCGCGGCACAAUCGAGCGAAGAGGGAGAGGUAGACAGUGUACUCGGCGGCCCCGAGCGACCGGGCGCGUCUGCAAACGCGGGCUGGCGGAGCGGGCGCAUGGACGUGGCGCCGCUGCUGGCAAGCGCCUUGCAGCAUCACGCCGCCCUCGGGGACGUUCAAACGGCUGCGACCGUGCUGCUCGCGUUACAGGAGCAUCGGAGUGAGGUGCUCGCGUACAUCGACGAAGCGACGCAGGAGCAGUGGCUGCUCGGGUACAUAGAGCUGCUGCAGCGGCACAAGCUGUGGAACGUGGCAGUGCAGGUGGUACGCUGCGCCUGGCUCAGCAGCGUGUGGGCGCUCAGCCACCAGUCGACGAGCAUCGCGGCGUGCUGCGGCCGCUGCGGGCGCCGCACUCGUCCGCCGGCCGCCUGCGACCGUUGCGCGCCCCGCCGCACGCCCGACCUGUGCGCUGUGUGCCGGCAAGUGGUGCGGGGCCUCUACGCCUGGUGUCAGGGCUGUUCGCACGGCGGACACUUACACCACAUGCGGCGCUGGAUGCAGAAGCACCAACUUUGCCCGGCGGGCUGCGGCCACCACUGCCAACUCGGCUAG
Molecule: messenger RNA, 2484 nt
Organism: Leptosia nina
Lineage: Eukaryota; Metazoa; Arthropoda; Insecta; Lepidoptera; Pieridae
Source: the annotation of a GenBank genome assembly